Molecule: messenger RNA, 535 nt
Organism: Boeremia exigua
Lineage: Eukaryota; Fungi; Ascomycota; Dothideomycetes; Pleosporales; Didymellaceae
Exons: 1
Coding region: 32-430 (132 amino acids)
Source: RefSeq, a predicted model, not a curated record
GGGUCACUGCCCAUCUCAGGUCACAUGGUGGAUGCCGUCAGUCAACUGCAGCAAAACAAAUGCUUCAGUCUCGCUAUACUAUUUCCAACUUCAAUUGGUUCGACAAGCGGGGUGUGGAUGGCACGCCAUUAAUCAAACGUUACGAACAUUACUCACUAACAAUGUACCACAAAUUCUGCCCAUUAUCAGGAUCGCGGUAGCUUCGAAAAUCGAUACAGCUGCCGAAAGUCUGGCUAUGAUCCAGGGAGCGAAACGCUUACCGCUCUACUCUACUGUCAUCAACUGCGUUAGCUAUUCGAACGCGUUGGCCCUCUUUGGUGAAGACCUUGCACGCGAUACCGAAUUUAUGAAAGCUGCUGUAGCAACCAUUGAGAGCACUCUACUCAUCGCCGAGAUUUUGAGCUUACUGCCAGUUUGGAUGCAUCCGUAGGUUGUUCCAUCGUGUGAUGCAUGUAAUAUCGCUAACAAAAACACAUAGCACCGUCAGGAAGCGGUUCAACAGUGUCUCUUAAUCUCAUCAAGUGCUUCACAGCCG